Geodia barretti is the source of this 1191-nucleotide messenger RNA. The record is from the annotation of a GenBank genome assembly. NCBI's taxonomy places the organism in Eukaryota, Metazoa, Porifera, Demospongiae, Tetractinellida, Geodiidae.
AUGAACGCCGCAGUGCGGAGAGUUGCACAACGGGUAGACAUCCCUGGGUUCCGAAAAGGCAAGGCGCCAAGGGCGAUUUUGCAGAACUUCGUCGGCAAGGAUUAUCUUGUCGAAGAAGCGAUGGAAUCUUUAGUUCCGGAAGCUGUUGGCGACGCGGUUAAAGAGCAGGAACUAACUCCUUUCGCUCCACCUCAAGUCAACGUCGAGCAGACUGAACCGACGGUUACUAUCCUCGCGACGGUCCCACUUCAGCCGACUGUGGUCAUCAGCGAUUACGGUUCCAUCCGUUACGACGAUCAACCGGAUGAAGUUACGGGCGAAGCAGUAGACGCGCUGAUGAUGCAGUUGCGUCGCAGCCAAGCAUAUUCAGUAUCUGCGGAGCGCCCGGCCCAAGAGAGCGACAUCGUCACCAUCGACAUUAAGUUCCAGCUCAACUUGGAUCUUGAAACAUAUGGCGAAGUGUUCGUUGGGUUGCACCAAGGUGUUAUCGGGAUGGAGGUCGGAGACGAAAAAGAGUUUUCGUUUGAGGUUUCGGAAGAUCACGAAUCACCGCAAUUUGCGGGAACGACGGCCCACGUUGAGGUCACAUUAAAGGAUGUACGUGAAGAAGUAUUGCCAGAGAUGGACGACGCGCUUGCGGUGUCUGCCGGGGUACCAGAAGUAGAGACCGUGGACCAACUCACUGAACACAUCCGGGACCAACUUGAACAACGUGCCGAGCAAACAUUAGUCAGCUCGGUCCAGAGCAAAUUCUUCGACGAAGUAGUCGAGGCAAGCGAAUUUACGAUUUCGCCGAUCGUGGUGGAACAUGAAAGCCAACACGUCCUCGAACGGUACGUUCAGCAACGGCGCUCGAUGGCGACGCGAACAGGCCAACAAUUCGCCGUGGGGGAACUCACAGAAGAAGACGUGAAUGGCGCCAAGGAAUACGCGGAGCGGGAAAUCAAGAACGCAUUAGUCAUUGAUGACUUGAUCGAGGCCGAAGACUUGGAGAUUCCUGAGGAAGACAUCACUGCCGAGAUCGAACGUGCGAACGAGAACGCGACAUCGGACGAGCAGAGACUCGACGACAAUGAUGAGACGCGUCGAUCGGUGAUGCACUACUUGAAACGACAGCGUACGAUUGAGAAAGUCAUCAACAUGGCACGCGGAUUGUCCGAAGACGCUCCCGUCGAAGCAGCUACCGCGUAG